GCCUCGGCUCGGCUCGGCUCGGCUGGGCUCGGGCUCGGGCUGCAGCUCUUGUAGGGGUAGGCGGCGAGGAUGACAGUGGCUGCGGCGCGCGGCUGAGCCGGCGGCGAGAGAGCAGGGCCGGCGGGGGAAGAAAAGAGGAGGAAGUGGAACCGCGGCCGGGAGAGCUGGAGUCGGCCGCCGCGCCGAGGUCCGCCCCAUUUUGCUGAGAGUCGAGUCCAGACCUGGGGAGACUUCCCUGCCGGGCUCCGGCCACCGCGGCUCUGAGCUUCCUCGCCGGCGCCCUGCCCUGCCCCGCCUGCCCCAGUCCAGGCUUCCACGCCGGGACGCUCCCAGCCCCGAGCUCAGGCGCGUCGUGGCCAGGACGCCCCAGAACCUGACUUGGGGCGCCGGGAAGGGACGCUCUUGACCCACCAUAUGGAUCCAUGACCCACCAUACGGAUCCAUGGUUGAGGACUGACUGGAUCCCAGCCGUUCUAGAGUCUGUGUUGGAGCCCCCAGCCCCGCCCAAGGUGAACAGGGGGUGCUCCCAGACCCCCAACUGAGUGCAAAGGAGCCCGGACGCCCUCAGUCUCUGGUUCCCUGAAACCUGAACGUACAGCUGCCUCCGACCGGCGCUUCGGACUUGGGACCGUGAGAUCGCCCAGGAAGUCCAGCGCCGGGUGAGGGACCCCCUAGGUGGACUGGACAGUCGGACAGAACUGGACGGGGCUAGCGCUGCUAGCCGAAGCUGCCACCUUCCUGCCGUCCCAGGCGAGGGGCUCAGCACUCGCCCCGAAGGUAUACAACCCCCUCGCCCCCCGCCCUGUUCUGGCGGCGGGUGAGAGCCAAGAGCUGCAGCUCUCCUGGUGAAGUGACAUCGCCUCUCGUGGACGGGACUUCCCUGGGGCCAGCUCACAGCCACAGGACCAGCAAGGGGCCUCCAUGGGCGCCUGAGGGCCAGGCGCCAGGGCAGCGGGCACGAGCAUGGUGAGACACCAGCCCCUGCAGUACUACGAGCCGCAGCUCUGCCUGUCCUGCCUCACGGGCAUCUACGGCUGCCGCUGGAAACGCUACCAGCGCUCCCACGACGACACCACACCGUGGGAGCGCCUCUGGUUCCUGCUCCUCACCUUCACCUUUGGCCUCAUACUCACCUGGCUCUACUUCUGGUGGGAAGUCCACAAUGACUACGAUGAGUUCAACUGGUACCUCUACAACCGCAUGGGCUACUGGAGCGACUGGUCUGUGCCCAUCCUCCUGACCACGGCUGUGGCCUUCACUUACAUCGCAGUCCUCCUGAUCUUGGCGCUAUGUCACAUUGCGGUGGGACAGCAGAUGCACCUGCACUGGCUGCACAAGAUUGGGCUGGUGGUCAUCCUGGUGGCCACGGUGGUGGCCAUGUCGGCCGUGGCCCAGCUGUGGGAGGACGAGUGGGAGGUGCUGCUGAUCUCUCUGCAGGGCACAGCGCCAUUCCUGCACAUGGGGGCCCUGGUCACCAUCACCGCGCUCUCCUGGAUCAUAGCAGGACAGUUCGCCCGCAUGGAGAGGUCCUCCUCCCAGAUGGCCCUUCUCUGUGCCUUCUUCGCUGUGGUGUUUGCCCUCUACCUGGCCCCUCUCACCUUCUCCUCUCCCUGCAUCAUGGAGAAAAAGGACCUGGGCCCCAAGCCCACCCUCAUCGGCCACCGUGGAGCCCCCAUGCUGGCCCCAGAGCACACGCUGAUGUCCUUCCGGAAGGCCCUAGAGCAGAAGUUGUAUGGGCUCCAAGCUGACGUCACUAUCAGCCUGGACGGCGUGCCUUUCCUCAUGCAUGACAUCACCCUGCGACGCACCACCAACGUGGAGGAGGAGUUCCCGGAGCUGGCGCGGAGGCCAGCCUCCAUGCUCAACUGGACCAUCCUGCAGAGGCUCAACGCCGGCCAGUGGUUCCUGAAGACCGACCCCUUCUGGACGGCCAGCUCCCUGUCACCCUCCGACCACAGGGAGGCCCAGAACCAGUCCAUCUGCAGCCUAGCAGAGCUCCUGGAGCUGGCCAAGGGCAAUGCCACCCUGCUGCUCAACCUGCAAGAACCCCCCUGGGAACACCCCUUCCACGGCAGCUUCCUCAACAUCACACUGGAGGCCUUGCUGCACUCAGGCUUCCCCCAGCACCAGGUCAUGUGGCUGCCCAGCAGGCAGAGGCCCUUUGUGCAGAAGAUGGCUCCUGGCUUCCAACAGACCUCAGGCUCCAAGGAGGAGGCCACCAGCCUGCGUAGAGACCACAUUCAGUGGCUGAACCUGCGCUACACUCAGGUGUCGCGCCAGGAGCUCAGGGACUACGCAUCCUGGAACCUGAGUGUGAACCUCUACACGGUCAACACGCCGUGGCUCUUCUCCCUGCUGUGGUGCGCGGGGGUCCGGUCUGUCACCUCCGACAACUCCCACACCCUGUCCCAGGUGCCUUCCCCACUCUGGAUCCUGCCCCCGGACGAGUACUGUCUCAUGUGGGUCACCGCUGACCUGAUCUCCUUCACCCUCAUCGUCGGCAUCUUCGUGUUCCAGAACUAUCACUUGAUCAGGUGGCGCCUGGGUGGCAUACGGAGCUACAACCCUGAGCAGAUCAUGCUGAGCGCCGCCGUGCGCCGGACCAGCCGGGACGUCAGCAUCAUGAAGGAGAAGCUCAUCUUCUCAGAGAUCAGCGAUGGCAUGGAGGUCUCUGACGAGCUCUCCGCAUGCUCAGACAACAGUUACGACACGUACUCCAGUAGCACCACCGCCACCAUGGGCCCCCGCAGGAGCGGUGCCAAGACCCUCACAGAUCGAAGUGGGCCCUAGCCGAAGGUCUGUGUCUGUACUGACGUGGAACUGGGAACCCAGGAGAGCUGGCAGAAGUGCCUGGACUCGGAGUGCUCCGGGAGCUGGCUCCACGGCCUCCUCACGGGCCCCAGCCCCUUGUCAGCCAUGGCCUCUCCUGAAGAGGCUCUCUGUCCUGAGGCCCAACUGGGCCUGGACUCCAGUCCCUCAGAUGCCCCUGCAGGCCUGGGACUCCUUCUGAGAGAAGUAUAGCCAGGGCCAGACUCUCCCACACUGACCUGGAAGCUGUGAUGGGUUCCCGGCCCCUCUGGGCCCCUGUGGCCGUGGGGGUGUGGACGCCCUCCUGUGUCUGUCUUCCUGUCCAUGCUGAGAGGCAGCUGGAUUCUCCAUUUUUAUCCUGCCUCCAGGGCCUGGGCUGGGUCUUUGCCCCUGAAGCCCUGCUCUUAACGUCACGCAAAGCACAAGGAGCUCUGGCCCAGGAGGGAAGCUGCCAAGGUGGUGGGGACACUCCUCCCCAACCAGCCUCCCACCACUGCUGGCCCUUGCCCCAGGAGAGGGCCUCAGCCACAUCCCCUGGGAGCAACUCAGGGCUGCCCUGUCCUGUGCCCAAGUGUCCCGCAGGGCUCUGAAGCAGAAUGGCCCGGAAGCCAGCGGAUCCACAGGCUGACACAACCUCAGGUCCCCAUGGCGGUGGCCACAGGGCAGGCACCCCCUGAGAGAAGUGGUCAAGGGUGGGCGUGUGGAGGGAGCUGAACGGGCCUUGGUCAAAGUGAUUAAAGCUGCCAUCUUGA
Molecule: messenger RNA, 3560 nt
Organism: Condylura cristata (star-nosed mole)
Lineage: Eukaryota; Metazoa; Chordata; Mammalia; Eulipotyphla; Talpidae
Gene: GDPD5
Product: glycerophosphodiester phosphodiesterase domain containing 5
Exons: 18
Coding region: 964-2790 (608 amino acids)
Biological process (GO): positive regulation of neuron differentiation; lipid metabolic process
Cellular component (GO): plasma membrane
Molecular function (GO): glycerophosphodiester phosphodiesterase activity
Source: RefSeq, a predicted model, not a curated record